UUCUAGAUUAAAAUAUCUUCUUCUUUCUCACGGGUUUAGGGUUUUAGGGCAUUUCGAUGCCUUUGUAGGGAUGGAAAAUGCUCUAGGCGCCAUCGCUUCCUCCAUUCCUCUCUCUUCAUCUUCGUCUUCCUCCUCCUUUGCCGCUGCUACAUUCGUUUCCAGGAGCCGGAUUUCGCUCCCGGGAGGAAGGCGUCCAAGAAUGAUGCUGAUGAGGUCGAUCGAUGCCAGGGUCUCGACCGACGCGGUGAGCAGCGGCGCGUCGCCCGGAGAUGACAGGCUUCCGGGGAUUUAUGAUAUGGUGAUGGUCGGCAAGACCAAGCCUCGAUGGCAAAGAGUGCUUCUUAAGGUUAGCGGCGAGGCUUUGGCGGGAGAUGGAACGCAGAACAUCGAUCCAAAGCUGACCAUGUCGAUUGCAAGAGAGAUUGCUUCAAUGUCUCGUCUUGGCAUUGAGGUAACUGCCGUUAAUUGGUUUUCUCGAUUCCAGUUCCCAAGGAAUUCUUUAAUCCUCUUUGUUUGCAUCCAGAUUGCCAUGGUUGUAGGCGGUGGGAAUUUUUUCCGGGGAGCAAACUGGGCCGGUGCCAGUGGACUCGAUCGUGCCUCGGCAGAUCAUAUCGGGAUGAUGGCCACAGUCAUGAAUGCGAUUUUCUUGCAAGCGUCGCUCGAGAGUGUUGGAGUGCCUACUCGUGUCCAGACCGCGUAUCGAAUGGCAGAGGUGGCCGAACCUUACAUAAGGAGGAGAGCAAUGAGGCAUUUGGAGAAAGGCAGAGUCGUCAUUUUUGGUGCUGGCACGGGCAAUCCAUUUUUCACAACUGAUACCGCUGCAGCGCUUCGAGCCGCCGAGAUAAACGCUCAAGUUGUGCUCAAAGCAACGAAUGUGGAGGGUGUCUACGACUGUGAUCCCAGGAAGAACUCCUGCGCCAGGCUCUUGGAUCAUGUCUCUUACCGUCAAGUGGCAGCCAUGGGCCUCAACGUCAUGGAUCUCACUGCUAUAACACUCUGCCAAGAGAACAGCAUACCAGUGGUGGUUUUCGAUCUGAACAAGCCUGGAAACAUCUCCAAGGCUCUUAGUGGCGACCGGAUUGGGACUCUUGUAGACCACAUUGGAAGCUCUGUGGUCUCCGAGUUAGACCGGCUUUCCGAUCUUCAGCAGGUUACAUAAGCUAUUUCCUUGUGCGCUCUUGCAGAUGUUCUUCAAUCUGUUUGUAAUGAGAAGAAGAACGACGUUGCUUUUGCACGAA
Molecule: messenger RNA, 1238 nt
Organism: Selaginella moellendorffii
Lineage: Eukaryota; Viridiplantae; Streptophyta; Lycopodiopsida; Selaginellales; Selaginellaceae
Product: uridylate kinase
Exons: 6
Coding region: 71-1159 (362 amino acids)
Biological process (GO): UDP biosynthetic process
Cellular component (GO): cytoplasm
Molecular function (GO): UMP kinase activity
Source: RefSeq, a predicted model, not a curated record